AAACUUGUGGAUGUGAAGCUGAGCAUUUCUUAUCCUGAGCUACGUUCUUCACCAACUACUUGAAUAGAAGUAAAAGUAUUGCAACUUAUGUAUAUAUAUAUUAAUGUUCAACACAAGUGUGUCUAAGUUUGAUAGAGAAAGAAGGAGAAGUGGACUACAAACAAAACAAAUUAAAUUAAAUGGAGAAAGGAGAAAGAGGUGAAGGUGAAGGUGGUCGUCGGAAACCCCACGUAUUGGCGUUUCCAUUUCCCUUCCAAGGUCAUAUUAAUCCCCUGCUGCAGUUUUCAAAGCGCCUAGUCUCCAAGGGCCUCCAAGUCACAUUUGUUAUCCCCUUCACCGACUCCAACUUGGACUUGGACAUCGAUCAAGCUCAACGACGGCUACCACCCACUCUCAGGGUUCACACCAUAACCAUUAAUCCUGACGAUGAACUCAAAAGCGCCGAUGAUUUCUUCAAUCACUUCGAAAAAGUUGUAUCCCUCAAAUUAAAAGAGUUCAUCCACGCACAAGAAGCCCUUGGUAACCCUGUUUCUUGUGUUGUUUAUGAUUCUAUUAUGCCAUGGGCUCUGGAGGUUGCAAGAGACCAAGGUGUUGUGGCAGCUUCCUUCUUCACCCAGUCCAACGCCGUUAAUGCUAUAUACUACAGGGUCCAUGAAGGCCUGCUCAGAGUUCCAGUGAAGCAGGAGGAGCUUGCAGUGCUGGGGCUCAGGCUUGGGCUGCCACCACUGGAGAUCUCAGACCUGCCAUCUUUGGUCUAUGAUUUUCAUUCCUACCCAUCCUCCUUGCGCCAUGUCAUCUCUCGAUUUUCUAAUUUCAAAAAGGCCGAUUGGGUCUUUGACAACACUUUUGACACCUUGGAGGAACAGGUGGUCAGCCGAAUGGCCAGCCAGUGGCCAAUCAAGAAUAUUGGACCAACCAUUCCAUCCACCUACUUAGAUAACAACAUAUUAAAGGCCGACCAAGAUUAUGGUCUCAGCCUCUUGAAACCGCAAGCCGACACUUGCAGCAAGUGGCUAGACUCCAAAGAAACCGGUUCAGUAGUUUAUGUGUCGUUUGGGAGCUUGGCCACCAUGAAGGAGGACCAAAUGGAAGAACUAGCAUGGGGCAUUACGAUGAGCAACAAUCAUUUCCUGUGGGUUGUCAGACAAGAGGAAUUAAACAAGCUUCCCAUCAAUUUCAUACAAGACACUGCUGACAAGGGUCUGGUGGUGACAUGGUGCCCCCAGUUACAAGUUUUGGCUCACAGAGCGGUGGGUUGCUUCGUGACUCACUGUGGUUGGAACUCCACGCUGGAAGCUCUCAGUUUGGGGGUGCCAAUGGUGGCAGUGCCGCAGUGGACAGAUCAAACAACCAACGCCAAAUUUGUGAUGGAUGUAUGGGAGGUUGGGAUAAGGGUGAAGGUGGAUACAAAGGGAUUCUUCACGAGACAAGAGAUAGAUGAAUGCAUUAGGGAAGUCAUGGAUGGGGAGAGAGGGUUAGGGAUCAAAAAGAACUCAGCCAAGUGGAAGAAACUGGCUAUGCAAGCAGUAGAUGAAGGUGGAAGCUCGGAUAACAACAUUCAACAAUUUGUUGAACAACUUGUACUACGCCACUGAUGCUACAAGUGUUUGUGAAUGCAUCUGUGUGCGCUGAGCAGUUCAGAGAUGUUUCUUUGCAUUGGAUUACCUUACCACAUUAUCGGUUGGGGAUGUUUUUACGUGAGAUAUCCAAUGUGUAACCCAAGGACAAGGAGAGUUGUUUUUAUAUCUAUGAGUCAAUUAUUUCCUAAACGUGCCUCCAACUGCAAAAACAACUCGUAUGGACCUCAGCUAUACAACAAAAACAGAGCAUUCGGUCAAGUUCAGAAAAAUACUUGACAAUCUUCCUUUAUUUCAAUCUAAUAAUUUGUUAAUCUAAUAUUGGAUUUGUAAUUAACAAGUUAGGAAGCCUAAACAACAAGAAGGCCCCAUAAUGUUUUUUCUAUUUUUUUUUACCUAGUUAUAUUCCUCUUUAUAUAUCUAUCAGCAUUGAUUUUACAAAAUUAGCAUAUGCCAACACACACAAUAUGAGCCUCUACAUUCCUUCUUAAGCUGUGUUGGUAUCUUCUGUCCCACUUCCCAAUUUGACAACAUCUUCUGC
Molecule: messenger RNA, 2118 nt
Organism: Ziziphus jujuba (common jujube)
Lineage: Eukaryota; Viridiplantae; Streptophyta; Magnoliopsida; Rosales; Rhamnaceae
Product: UDP-glycosyltransferase 74E2
Exons: 2
Coding region: 180-1595 (471 amino acids)
Molecular function (GO): UDP-glycosyltransferase activity
Source: RefSeq, a predicted model, not a curated record